CAGGGUUGCUACCUGCACAAUCAGGGCUUCCAGGUAUGUGUGUGUAGAUGUGUGGUGUGUAUGUGUGGUGCGUGUAGUGUGUGUGUAUGUGUGGGGUCUGUGGUAUAUGUGUACAUGUGGUAUGUGGGUAGGUGUACACGUGGUAUGUAUGGUAUGUAUAUGGUCUGUGUAGUGUGUGUGGUAUUUAUGUGUGGUGUGUGUAACAUGUGUAGUGUAUGUGUAUGGUGUGUAUGUGUGGUAUGUAUGUAUGGUGCAUGUGUGGUGUACGUAGCACGUGUAUGUGUAGUGUGUGUAUGUAGAGCGGUGUGUGGGGUGUGUAUGUGUAAUGCAUGUGUGUGGUGUGUAUGUGUGGUGUGUGCCGUGUGUAGUAUAUAUGUGUGUGGUGUGUAUAGUGUGUGUGCAUGUGUGUGGUGUGUAUGUGUAGUGUGUGUGGUAUGUGUAUGUGCGGUGUGUGUGCUGUGUGUGGUGUGUGUAUAUGUGUGUGUGUGGUGUUUCUGUGUGGUGUGUGUGCGUGGACGUGGACAGCAGCCCCUCCUCCGCAGGGGCACACUCCUGUGAGGGUCUGGCUCCAGGGGAAGGAGGUUACACAGGAGUCAAGCAAUAGAGGGACAUUGCUCCAGACCCACUCCAUUUCGUCACUCUUUGAACAAUUAUUUCCAAGUCAAGAAGUUAAUGAAUAAGUAUUUCCCAUUCUGUAUAGCAUGUUCUGUAAGGAAACUAGCACUGUGUAACGAAUCUGCAGGAUCUCCUUGUGAGAAAAGCUUGAGAAAAAUAUCUUGCUAAGAGGUACCACUAUGGAGAAAACACUAGGUAACACAUAGCUUGCAAAUGAAUUUUGGGGUUUAAUUUCAUGCAAAUCCCUGACUUGGACAUUUGGUUUCAAAGGCUUGUUGGCUGCACUGUUUUCUGUGAUCAGAGAGACACACACCGUUGAUGUAACAGCCCGAUGUUGAUCUUUUUUCUUAAUUUGGUUCAGAGUUACAAUUUUCUCUUCCAUUAGCACCUAGAAUUUUCCAUUAGAAAAUUUCCUUUCCACUGGUGUCCGGAGAUGUCCAGACGCUUGUUCCAUUAAUAUUUAGUGUCUGGAAACCACAGCUGAGUCCAUGUGCUGCCUCAAGGCCGUUAUUUAAAGCCGGCUCACCGCCUUGGGCUCUUAGGAUUCUACCUCUGAGAUUAGAUCCACUAUGACACCAGAGCGAUCGACCUUUUCAUUGAAAAGCUAUUGAGAAUUGGACUUGGGAAUUAUAGUCACACAAUUUUUAAACUUUCCUCUCUCCCUCCUAACUUCAGGAUACUGUUUCUUUUCCCCAAGUGUCCAAGUAUUUCAAAUUUUAUGUAUUGCUGCUUUUUCAUUUCUUUAAACAAUUUUUUUCAUAUUACAUAAGGAAUUCACCUCAUUGUUUUUUAAAAAUUGUAGAAACACAUAAUAUAGAAAGUGAAAACCCCCCUCUCUCUCAGAGAUGAGUUUGUUGUUCUUGGGUCUCAUGUACUUUGGUUUCACUUUUCUCAGACAAUGAAAUUUGAA
This is a messenger RNA of Mustela lutreola (European mink), 1525 nucleotides long. RefSeq lists its product as uncharacterized. The record is from RefSeq and is a predicted model, not a curated record. The transcript is spliced from 2 exons. Lineage: Eukaryota; Metazoa; Chordata; Mammalia; Carnivora; Mustelidae. The annotation marks the transcript as partial.